CCCAGCCCUACAACUCCCUCUCCCAAUCGCCAUCAAACACAACCGCUUCGACACCGUCGGAGCCCUCUACAAACACAUGCUCCGGUCCUCCAUAACCCCUCAAGUUUACACGAUCAACCUCUUUAUAUCGGCGUUGUGCGAUUCGGGCCGAUUGGAUUACGCCAGUAAAGUGUUUGAUGAAAUGCCCAAGAAAGAAUGUGUACCAAAUGUGUACAGUUUCGGGAUUUUGAUUCGUGGAUACUGUAGAAAUGGGUUGAGUUUGAUGGGUCUCGAGGUAUUGGAUAGAAUGGAGAGCGUUGGGCUCGAGCCGAAUAUGGUGAUCUUUAAUACUUUGGUUUCGGGGUUUUGUAGGGAAGGGAAGGUUGAGGAGGCCGAGAGGGUUGUGGAAAGGAUGAGGGCUCGAGGGUUGAAUCCAAAUGUGGUUACAUUCAAUGCUAGGAUUUCGGGGUUGUGUAAGGCGGGUAAGGUUUUGGAAGGGUACCGGAUUUUUAAGGAUAUGGUGGAGGAUGAGGAGGUGGGUUUGCCAAAACCGAAUCAGAUCACAUAUAAUUUGAUGCUUGAUGGGUUUUGUAGAGUUGGGAUGAUGGAGGAGGCGAAAAGUUUUGUUGAGUUGAUGCGAAAGAUUGGAUGUUUUGAGAAGUUGGAGAGUUAUAAUACAUGGUUGGCGGGAUUGGUGAAAAAUGGAGGGUUAUUUGAUGCGAGUGAGUUGUUGAAUGAGAUGGUUGGGAAAGGAAUUGAACCUAGUGUGUACUCGUAUAAUAUUGUGAUCGAUGGAUUAUGCAAGCAGAAAAUGAUUCCUAAGGCGAGGUCAGUUAUAAGUUUGAUGAGAAAUAGAGGAGUUUUCCCAGAUAUAGUAACAUAUACUACUUUAAUUCAUGGAUAUUGUAACGAGGAUAAUGUUUUUAUGGCAAAUAAGACUCUUGAUGAGAUGGUAAAUAAUGGUUGUUUUCCAAACACUUUCACUUGUAAUGUCUUGUUACAGAGUUUAUGGAAAGAGGGGAGGAUUGUUGAGGCAGAAAAAUUGUUGGAAAAGAUGAGGGAGAAAGGGUAUGGAUUGGAUAUAGUCAGUUGCAAUAUAGUUAUCGAUGGUCUAUGCAAGAAUGGAAAAAUCGAUAAGGCUACUGAGAUUGUUAGCGGUAUGUGGCAUCAUGGAAGUGCUGCACUUGGUGAACUUGGGAAUUCAUUUCUCGGGCUAAUAGACAGUAAAGAUAGUGGGCCCAAAUGUGAACCCGAUUUGAUCACGUACUCAGCUUUGAUUAAUGGCCUCUGCCAAGUUGGAAGGCUUGAUGAGGCCAAGAAACUGUUGAUUGAAAUGAUGGUGAAAAACAUUACCCCCGAUAUAGUUAUAUACAAUACGUUUGUUGGUGGAUAUUGUAAGCAUGGAAAAGUAUCAUCAGCCUUUAGAGUCGUUAAGGAAAUGGAGAAGAAGGGAUUUAAGCCGAACACAAAAACUUAUAAUUUGCUGAUGUGGGGUUUAGGAAAGAAGCGCAAAUUUAGUGAGAUUCAGGACUUGAUGAAAGAAAUGAAAGAGAAAGGAGUUCCUCCUGAUGUUGUCACUUGUAAUAACUUGAUUUACUGUCUGUGUGAAGCAAAAAUGGUGAAAAAAGCUGCGGCACUUUUAGAUGAGAUGAUGCGGAGUAACAUCUUGCCUAAUGUAACUUCUUAUAGGUUGUUGAUCAAAACUUUUUGUAAAGCUAGUGAUUUUGAUGCCGCAGAAACUGUACUUCAAGCUGCUCUUACUACUUUGGGCGAGAAAGAAAUUAUAUACAGGUUAAUGUGUAAUGAAUUGUGUACAUAUGGAAAAGUUUUGGAGGCCAAAGAAAUGCUUAAAGUUGCUUUAGAUAAGGGAUUUUCCAUUGAGAACUUCACUUACAAAUAUCUUAUUGAGGAAUUAUGCAAAGGAGGUAAAGUUGAUGAUGCACAAAACUUGCUGAAUUGUAUGCUUAAUAAAGGCUAUCAGUUUGACCCUGCAAUUUUCUUGCCAAUAAUUGAUGCUCUGGUUAAUAUGGGAGAGAAACGUGAAGCAAAUAAACUCUCAGAACAUAUGAUGAAUAUGGCGGCUCAUCAGGAUAAAUCAAUUGAAGGCUCUCAUCUGUAUCCUAACAUGAUGAAGGAAAGAAGUAAACUAAAUCAAGAUAGCUCACUUGGGAAUGAUUGGCGCUCUAUAUUGCAUAGGGAUGAUGGAAGUGGGAUAGCCUUGAAAGUUCUAAAGAGAGUACAAAAGGGUUGGGGUCAAGGUAGCAUACCAAUUCCUCGAACAAACAAUAUUGAUUUUCUCCAUGAUUGAAUAGGGCCAAGAGAUCUUGUUGUUGUCAGUUAUAUACAAAUGCGAAGCAAGAAUAUCAUGUCCAAUGCUUGUGUUUGAUGCGUGCAAAAUGGCAUGGUAUUUGAAGUGUUAAUGACACCUAGACAGAAACAAUGGCAGUGGAGAGGAUGCUAAGUUUGAAUUGCUGCUUCAUCGGUUUUAAAUAUGAACUGAGGUUUCUUUCAGGAGUCUAAAACUAAGGAAAGGACAUGUCGUCACGGGGGACAGGAAAAGUAAUUGCUAAUAAAAUAGAACACGAGUGAUAAGCAGCUAAAUUUCCGUCCUGUAGAGAAUGAAGCUGCCAAGCUUACUCAUUUACUUGACAGAACAUUAGAAAACGGGGCAGAAAAUUAUGAGGCACAACACAGUAUGCAGUUUAAGGAUCAUACGUGUGUACAUCGAAGUUAACCAAUGGGGAACCAAAAACAGAACUAUUUGCAGUUCUGAGAAAUUUGAUAUGUAAUGGAACAGAGUGGCAUCAUAGAUCUAUUUGUACAGCUAGUUGGGCAUUGAGGAUAUAAGCAUCAAGCUCCAAGAUGUUGAGGAGUUUUAUCUUGUUUGGAUGGAGAUUCUUCACAGUAGAGGUCACUUCAAUAAUCACACCAUCUACUUUUACACACAGAGUUGAGUUAUCUUUGGUUAAAAAUGAAAAUAGUAGCAAUUUGGUGCGGAAUUGAAUUGUGAUUGUCUAGAUAAUAUUAGAAAGUUAUGAUUGAGAGAGGUGAUAACUGCAUUGUUGAAUAGCAUUAUUCAGGCUUCCAUGUUAUUCUCCUGUAAUUAUUCUUUUCUCCUUUUGUUCACUUAUAUUUAACAUGAUAUGGUUAGUUACGUUACGUAUUUGUAGAUAAUGCCAUCGUCUGUCAAUG
This is a messenger RNA of Asparagus officinalis (garden asparagus), 3171 nucleotides long. Its product is annotated as pentatricopeptide repeat-containing protein At2g17140. The coding region runs from base 77 to 2287 and encodes 736 amino acids. Lineage: Eukaryota; Viridiplantae; Streptophyta; Magnoliopsida; Asparagales; Asparagaceae. The record is from RefSeq and is a predicted model, not a curated record. The transcript is spliced from 6 exons. Gene Ontology annotation, molecular function: protein binding.